This is a messenger RNA of Astyanax mexicanus (Mexican tetra), 1181 nucleotides long. RefSeq names its product cyclin-dependent kinase 5, regulatory subunit 2b (p39) (gene cdk5r2b). The transcript has 2 exons. NCBI's taxonomy places the organism in Eukaryota, Metazoa, Chordata, Actinopteri, Characiformes, Acestrorhamphidae. The record is from RefSeq and is a predicted model, not a curated record. Bases 244 to 1095 code for a protein of 283 amino acids. Gene Ontology annotation, biological process: activation of protein kinase activity; positive regulation of cyclin-dependent protein serine/threonine kinase activity; brain development. Gene Ontology annotation, cellular component: protein kinase 5 complex; cytoplasm. Gene Ontology annotation, molecular function: protein kinase binding; cyclin-dependent protein serine/threonine kinase activator activity.
AGAGAGGGAAAGAGAGAGGGAAGGGAGAGGAGGAGUGCAUUUGGGUUUGAUUCAUUCUGUUUUAAAUCCUCUCUGUGAGAAGCUGUUGUGUGUGUAAGAGUGUGUGUAAGAGAGUGUGUAAGAGUGUGUGGCACUGUAAGGAGGUCCAUUGACUGCUGGGAUUAGGAUUUCUCUCACAUCCGAUGGAGCUGUAAGAGUGAGUCUCAGUCUCAGGGUUCUCUCAGCAGCAGCUGCAGCAGCACCAUGGGCACGGUUCUGUCCAUCAACCCCAGCUCUGGGCUGAACGAUGGGUCAGAACCAGGGAGCGAGCACGGCGGGGGGAUCCUGAAGAAGCCCUCUGUCAUCGUCUCCACCCUCUCCUUCAAACGGCUGGUCACGGCUUCAGCCAAGAAGAAAAACGCCAUGAAGGUGAACCCAAACCCUGCUCCUCUACCAGCACCACCACCUCCUCAAACUCAAACUCAAUCUCAAUCUCAAUCUCAGCCCCUCGCCGUGCCCAUUCCCACCGUUCCUCCAGCCCAGAAGGUGGAGCCGGAUCCAGCCGAGGUCAAAACCCAGAAGCAAAUCCAGAAGCAGGCGAGCACCAACUCGCUGAUCACCCGCGUGGUGGUCCAGGCCUCGACGGGGGAGCUGCUGCGCUGCCUGGGCGAGUUCGUGUGCCGCCGCUGCUUCCGCCUGAAGGAGCUCAACCCCAACGAGGUGAUCCUGUGGUUCAGGAACGUGGACAGGACUCUGCUGAUGCAGGGCUGGCAGGACCAGGGCUUCAUCACGCCCGCCACGCUGGUGUUCGUCUACCUGCUGUGCAGGGAAACGGUCAGCGAGGACAUUGACAGCCAGUGCCACCUGCAGGGCAUGUUCCUCACCUGCCUGUACCUGGCCUACUCUUACCUGGGCAACGAGAUCUCCUACCCUCUGAAGCCCUUCAUCAGCGAGGGCAAUAAGGACGUGUUCUGGGAUCAGUCGCUGGGCGUCAUCGACAACACGAGCGACAAAAUGCUCCUGAUCAACAUGGAUCCGCAGUACUUCACCCAGGUCUUCCAGGACCUCAAGAACGAGGGCGAGACCAAGAAGGACGGAAGCGACGUGGAGCGCUAACAAUACAAAUACAAUCAGCAGGAACAAUCAGCAGGAACAAUCGACAAGAACAAUGUGCAUGAUGAGUUUCAUUACAAAGCACUACU